UUUUGCUGCGCUGCUGCCACGUCGGCGGCUCUUCUCUUGGUUUAUUACCUGGUAUACUUGGAAACCACGAUAGCAAGUUCCCCUCGGUGGACAAUUUCUCAAGAACUUCACAAUCGGACAAGUAAACGAAGAUACUUAGUAUACUCCUGUGCUGCUCAAGAUCACGCAGUUGGAAGAGCGACUUUUCCUGGCAUCAGCACGGAUCUCCUGGCAUUCGAGGAAAUUCUCCAUCAAGACGUGCUGUGGUGCUCGCUGCAUCGAGUCCGGAGGAAGAAAUACCCGCCAUCAUGGUCUAUAUCCGGCAGGAACAGCUGCCAAAGCUGAAAGAGUAUAAAUACUCCGGCGUCGAUCGAAGUCUCGUCUCCCGCUAUGUCCUCAAGCCAUACUGGUGGAGCCAAGUCAUCGAGCUCUUCCCUCUCAGCAUGGCUCCCAACGCCAUCACCCUGACCGGCUUCGGAUUCGUCAUCAUCAACAUCCUCACCAUGCUCUACUACACCCCGACCCUGGACCAAGAAUGUCCCUCCUGGGUCUACGCCAGCUGGGCCAUCGGGCUCUUCCUCUACCAGACCUUGGACGCCAUCGACGGCACCCAGGCGCGGAGGACAGGCCAGAGCGGUCCGCUCGGCGAACUCUUCGACCACGGCGUGGAUGCGCUCAACACGAGUCUCGAAGUCCUGCUGUUCUCCGCCGCCAUGCAGUUCGGGCAGGGGUGGCGGACAGUGCUCACGCUGUUCGCGUGUCUCUUGACCUUUUACGUGCAGACCUGGGAUGAGUACCACACCAAGACCCUCACGCUGGGUCUGAUCUCGGGUCCCGUCGAGGGCAUCCUGACGCUGGUCGUGGUCUACGCCAUCACCGCGUACACCGGCGGCGAUUACUGGAAGAGCGCCAUGUUGCCUGCUCUUGGGGUGCCGCAGAUCGCUCUCAUUCCGGAUUCGUUGUACGAGUUGGAUUUCGGAGGGUGGUAUAUGUUCUACGGCGCACUGGUCUUGGUCUUCAACACUGUUGGCGCCGCAUCGAACGUCAUGUCCGCGCGUCGCGAACGCGGCGAAAACGCCAACACCGCCCUCCUCGGCCUCGUCCCUUUCUUCACCACCUGGGCCCUCAUCACAUCUUACCUAGCGCUCCAGCCCAGCAUCCUCCACAACCACCUGAUCCCCUUCACUCUCUACGUCGGCCUGAUCAACGCAUACAGCGUAGGCCAGAUGAUCACCGCACAUCUGACCAAGUCGUCCUUCCCCUACCAAAACGUGCUCGUCCUCCCGCUGGUCUACGGCGUGCUCGACUCCCUCGGCCCGGUCCUCUCCGCGAAAUUCGGCUUCGGCUGGCCCAGCGCGCUCGGCGACGGCGUCUACCAGGUCGCCUUCCUCUUCACCUGUUUGGGCUUCGCGGUCGGCGUGUACGCGAGCUUCGUCGUCGACGUCAUCGUGAACAUCUGCGAUUACCUGGACAUUUGGUGCUUGACGAUCAAAUACCUUGGCGAGGAGAAGGGAAAGAAGAAGCAGUAGUCGUGACAUGAAGCAGGAGAGGGGAAGGGAGGGAGAGGGGGAUAUGGUGAGGUGGUGGAUGGAUGGUUGAUUUUUUGGAGGGAGGAAGUGAGGGGGAGAGUGAAACGGAUCAUGAGAAUAGAAUGUAUACGAGUCUGUUUUUUUUCUUCUCAUUUCUGCUUUUCUGAUCGAACGGAGUCGGGAAACCUAUCGCUUCGACCGGUGUCGUGGCGUUGUCGCGAGAUAGAUCAGAUGGGGAAGUUUGUUUUUUUGUCGGUCGAAGACGAGCCAAAGAGUACGGAUGAUCAUAGUCUUUUGAUUUUUGAUCUUUUUUGUUACCUACAGUAUCGGCGACGUUGUGCACGGGUUUCUCUUGUUGGAAGACAUCGGCUCUUGAUCAC
Dissoconium aciculare CBS 342.82 is the source of this 1888-nucleotide messenger RNA. Its product is annotated as Choline/ethanolaminephosphotransferase. The record is from RefSeq and is a predicted model, not a curated record. The coding region runs from base 288 to 1508 and encodes 406 amino acids. Gene Ontology annotation, biological process: phospholipid biosynthetic process. The transcript has 4 exons. Gene Ontology annotation, molecular function: phosphotransferase activity, for other substituted phosphate groups. Gene Ontology annotation, cellular component: membrane. NCBI's taxonomy places the organism in Eukaryota, Fungi, Ascomycota, Dothideomycetes, Mycosphaerellales, Dissoconiaceae.